AAUCAAAUGUACUGUGCAUAUUCUGCUAAAAUCAAAUCAGCUGCAAGGUCAACCCUGCAGAGUUCGUCUCUUCAGAAAAGCUAUGGCGAUCUGGUUGUCACGGAUUAUUUGGCUUGCAAUGCUUGGAGUGGCCAAUUAAUAAAAAUCAGUAAUUAAGCUCCAAAUGAGUUUAUUUUCAACAAAUUAAGUAUUUGAUUGAUUAGAGAUUGAUCUCUAGUUUCCAUUGGUAAUGUUUAAAUCGAAAAAUAACGAAAUUUAAAAUUAUGUUUUUCAGGUUUCAAGGAUGUCACGUUACAGUCCAGCUUUUUUAGACCCAGUAACUAAUAAAGAAGAACUAAAUGAAAAGCUAUCAGAAAACGAUCAGAGACUCCAUAAUCCACUCAAAGCCCCGACAACAGAUGUUUCAAUUUCACCUUUGUUCUAUGAUCCUAUUGUUUUAAAAUUCACAAAUGUCAUGAUGAAAGGAGGAAAUAAGGAAAGAGUCAGGGAAGUGAUGCGUCGGUUGUUCGAAAACAUGAAGCACCUUCAAAUUGAGAAAUGGCACAAGGCUUCUGAGAUAGAUAGGAGUCAGAUUGAGUGCAACCCUGUAAACAUCUUUAAACAAGCUGUUGACAAUUGCAAACCACUGCUGAUAACUGUUAGGGUUGUCAAAGGUGGAGUAGCGUAUAGGGUACCAGUGUGUGCCAAGGACAGCGAAAGUCAGUUUAGGGCUAUGAAGUGGAUCAUUGAUAGCUGUAGAGACAAAGAAAGAAGAAUCCCAAUGGAAGAAAAACUUACUCUUGAAAUCAUGGAUGCUUACAAUAAUCAGGGUAAGGCAGUGAGAAAGAAGCAAGAGCUUCAUAAGAUUUGUGAGAGUAAUCGAGCCUAUGCACAUUUAAGAUAAAGAUUGUGAUAUCAGAGUUCUGAGUAUAUAAAUUAUGUAACACAUUACAAGAUUAUAAUUUUUU
This is a messenger RNA of Physella acuta, 947 nucleotides long. Its product is annotated as small ribosomal subunit protein uS7m. Gene Ontology annotation, biological process: translation. The record is from RefSeq and is a predicted model, not a curated record. NCBI's taxonomy places the organism in Eukaryota, Metazoa, Mollusca, Gastropoda, Physidae.